AUGUGUGGACUAUUCAUAUUGGUGCUACUUCUACCAGGAUUAUUCAGUUUAUUUGCAUUUGGAACAACUAUUUUACUUGUUCAUCGAAUUUGGACCAGAGAACGACCAUUGAUGAAAAAAGCUCAAUGUGCUGCAUUUAAACUUUAUGAUCAGGUGUUUCAAUCGUUAGUUCCAAAAGGACUCAAUGAUAAAUUCUUGAAAGUGGAAGAAUCAAAAUCAAAAGAAGGAUGA
Molecule: messenger RNA, 231 nt
Organism: Brugia malayi
Lineage: Eukaryota; Metazoa; Nematoda; Chromadorea; Rhabditida; Onchocercidae
Exons: 3
Coding region: 1-231 (76 amino acids)
Source: RefSeq, a predicted model, not a curated record